CGUGAAUAACUGAUCACUAUUAUGACUAUCUUAUAAGGAAUGGAUCGAUACUCAGACAGAAGACUGUAUAUCGUCUAGUUAUUCCUGUAAAAAUACCGCUUGAGGAAAUAUUAUUAUCAAUGGAAUACAAGGAAAAACUGUACUUGGAGUGGAAUGAAAAUGUCCACUACGCUCUCGAUUUUUCAAAGUGGUGGUCUAAAGCAUUAGGCGUCUGGCCAUGGCGACCUAAUCAAAUUUUAUGUACCGUCCAAGCUAGUAGCAUCGCUUCGAUUGUGAUGACUGCCGCCGUAUCAUCAUCAAUGCAGUUAUUGACCAAGGGCAGCUGUGGAGUGAUAACAGAUUUGCUGGAUAUUUUGUCUGGUAUCUUAGUAUUUAGUGGGACAGCUGUUAAAAUUAUUUGUCUCUCCUUUCAUCAACAACAAAUGCGUUAUAUCAUUUUAUCAAUGAUUGAUGAUUGGCUUAAUAUUAAUGAAACAAAGUCAUGUAAAAUCAUGUAUCAGUAUGCGUAUUGGGGGCGUUUGGCGUUUAUCUUACAAAUUACUGGAACAUUCGUAGCUAUGGCGUUGACAACCUGGAUCGAUCCCCCAACAAUAAAGAGCGAGAUUUCGCAAAAUGAUAGUGCAGCCAUAAGACACAUGUUACUGGCACCUUCAUGCUGGGUUCCAAUUACGAUGUCCCUCAAUGUUUACUUGCUUUACUACAGUUUCAUGUUUAUCGCUACAUUCUGUUCAGUAUUGACAUAUGCAGGAUGUGAUGCAUUCAUGUUCAGUGCAGCCCUACAUUUAUGCGGUCAGUUCGAAAUACUCGAGGCAAAUAUCGAAGACCUGAGCGAUGAGGAUAAUCAGUCAAUACAGAAAUAUAAAAUUAAGAAAUACUCAAAGCGUCAUAAUCAUUUGAUUCUACUGGGGAAACGUAUGAAUAUCCUGGUCAGCGGUAUCAUCCUGUCGGAACUUCUGAGCAAUAGUGUUCUCAUUUGCGGUUCAGGAAUUGUAGUGCUGGCUACCGUUCAGACGGGCAAUGUGAAUCGUGUAGUGAUCAGUUGGGCAGCAAGGAUAUAUGUUUGGUACAUGGAAUUCUUCAUGUAUUGCUAUGUAGGUGAAAAAAUAGCGAGCCACGCAGACAGAUUGCGAAGUAUUGUAUAUAAUUGUCGGUGGUAUAAUAUGUCAUUUCAUAUUGCCAAAGAUAUGGAAUUCAUGAUAAUGCGUAACAAUUAUUUUUGUCAUUUGACCGGUGGUGAUUUUUUAAUUAUGAAUCAUGAAAGUUUUGCGAAAAUUACAAAAGUUAUGUUUUCAUUUUUUUCUGUUCUCAGAUUUAUGAUUGAACCAUAGCGAUAAACCUGAUUACAUUAUAAUGGUUACAAAUUCUCUUAGCAUUUUUUUAUUUUCUAUGUCUGAACAAGAAUCGUAUGAUAAUAUCAGGACUUAAGUACUGCCUUUCACCUGAAGGACGAAGAGCAACUCGAUACAAUUGACAAUUCAGCAGAAAUGAAAACUCAGAAUAUGUUCCCAUUUGGGUUUUUUACUGAAUCAACAUCAGAAAAUGGAAGGGUUUUUGCAAAGAAAAAAAGUGAAAGUGAUGGGAGAACGAAAAUGUUCUCCAGAGAAAGACACUGGAACAUUUUUCACAAAAUUACUUUCAAAAGCAUGAUUUUGGAAGAUCGCCAUCGUCCUUAGAGACUCGUGAUGGAGCUAAGAGCUAUCAAGCACAUGACAACGGUCAUUAAGCACUUUUCGUAGAAAGGGAAAUGGCAAUGUGUCCCCUUUUUAUUCAAUCCCAGGAUUAUUUGCGGGUGUGGUUUAUAGUAGUUAUCUACUUUUCUUAUCAUUUAGAGGUAAAUUAUCAGUAUCGUACUGGGUGCCAGAAAUCGCCGAUUGCCAAUAAUAAUUCAGAACCAAGGGCUGGCGAUCCGCACGCUGUUGGUCCCAUUACGUUCCGAUUCUCUUCAAGAUCGACGUAAACACAGGGAUGUCCUUUUCUUUAUUUACCUCAGUCAGUGGAAAAAUUACAAUCCCACCGCAUGCAAGAAUACUCCAUCGACUUAUAGAGAGCCCAAUUUUCGUCACAUAUCAUCACAUAUAUUUUUAAAAUCAUCAUUCGACUGACUCAGAUAAUUAUUAUUAUUGCUAAAGACAGGCUGAGACCCUCGGCAAUGUGGAUGAACCCUGUGAACCAACCGUUGAGGCUGUGUCAAUCGUCAUCGAUACAAAUAUCGAAACGAUUGUGGACUCAACUAGACUUGCGAAUUCAGUUGGUACAUUGCAUUGACGAAUUCAACAUUUGGUCUUUCACCCAAAAAUCCACUCAGGUCCAAGAUACGUUAUGUGGCAUAAUCUCCAGUAAAGUUGACAAAUUGGCUCUGUCUGCCAGCCUGAGUCAGGACUUGAAGCGUGUCGUGGGUGCGAUGGGAACGAGAAUGCAACAAUGGAUCCUCAAACUAGGGAAAAAUGGUAUCAAUUCAGUGGAUCUGGCAGAAUAUUUCCGUCACCUCCAGUGGACAUAUCAUGGAUGUAUCGACGAGUCUGCGACCGUACACUCGAUGUAUCUCUCCCAUGCUCUCCCGUACAACUUUAUCACAUGGCUUGAGCUUUGUGAUCACUGUCUCGAGGAUGACAUCAGGGACUUGUGGCCUAAAUUAUUAGAACGGACGGAGGGUCCCCGCUCAUUGUGUCAGACGGUUCUAUCGUCUUACUGGUGUUACCGUCUACAGAAUGAUCUGGAGACGAGCUUGGAUGAUUUGGAAAGUAUUAUCCCACAUUGGAUGGACGAUCAAUCUCUGGACGAAAAUUUAUUUGCGUAUUCUUUCCUUUUUGGUACCUGUGCAUCAAUGAAAUAUUUCUGGGGGCUAAUGAGCGAUGAUCAGAGGAAAGCAAUUCUAUCUCGUGUGUGUGAAGUGGUCAUGGAUGAUAUCGACCUGCUACCGAAGCCUGAUAUACUUUAUUUUCUAGUCCAACAGAUUUUUUUCUAUAAACAGAAUCAUCUGUGGAUGCUGCUGCUACUUUCAAAACGUUUCCUUAUGAAAUUCAUGGCCUGGCCUUAUGAAGAGUUAUUCUUGCACGCUGUGGAUGAGUCGUGGGAGCGCCAUGGGCCCAUGGAUUAUACGCCAAUUCUCGUCGAAAUGACCAAAUCCAUGGAAUUUUUAUUCUCACAGGAGUCCAUUAUUUUUGAUGAAAUUGUGGAGAGGGUCGUUGAUAAUAAUAAAGGGCGUAUUGACUUUGUCAGAGUCCUGAAUGAAUCAUGGGAAAUGGAGAACAUUAAAAUGAUGAAUUGUAUCAUCAAUUCUCCUCGUCUGACCACACUUCGGGACUUCCAUACGUCCGUGAUAAUACAAGCGUUUAAGGGAAGACCCUAUUUUCUAAAGUCUGAUUUUGGGGACAGAUUUCUGAAUGAUGUUUUUGCUUCUGAGACAGAACGAGAAUGGUUCAGAUGUCAAGUUACGAGACAAGAUGAUUAAUUUUUUUGUUUCAAGGAAAUCACAAUACCGCGGCCAAUGUUAUCGUUCUUCUUUGUAAAUUUUUUAACGAUUUUUUUCCACUGUUAAUUUUUGUCUGACAAUAUUUCCCACGUGGAUUGCAUCAAUUUAUUUAAGCAUUUAUUUGUUAAACAUGUCAUCUGUCACACAUUACUAUGUUUCAUGUACUUAUAAACGCUCGAAUCGUAAACAUUCAAAAAGUGACUAAAUAAAUAAAGUUCACUGCAUUAUUACCAA
This is a messenger RNA of Diachasmimorpha longicaudata, 3706 nucleotides long. Its product is annotated as odorant receptor 13a-like. The transcript has 6 exons. Gene Ontology annotation, biological process: sensory perception of smell; detection of chemical stimulus involved in sensory perception of smell. The coding region runs from base 120 to 1328 and encodes 402 amino acids. NCBI's taxonomy places the organism in Eukaryota, Metazoa, Arthropoda, Insecta, Hymenoptera, Braconidae. Gene Ontology annotation, molecular function: olfactory receptor activity; odorant binding. Gene Ontology annotation, cellular component: plasma membrane. The record is from RefSeq and is a predicted model, not a curated record.